Molecule: messenger RNA, 7161 nt
Organism: Gorilla gorilla gorilla (western lowland gorilla)
Lineage: Eukaryota; Metazoa; Chordata; Mammalia; Primates; Hominidae
Gene: PNPLA5
Product: patatin like domain 5, triacylglycerol lipase
Exons: 9
Coding region: 134-1354 (406 amino acids)
Biological process (GO): triglyceride catabolic process; lipid homeostasis
Cellular component (GO): lipid droplet; membrane; cytoplasm
Molecular function (GO): triacylglycerol lipase activity
Source: RefSeq, a predicted model, not a curated record
AGCACCAGCCCCAGCCCGGCUCCCUCCAGAGCCCACAUUUGGGCCCAGCCCCGUCCAAGGCUGCAUCCCGGCCCUAUCCCGGGUCACGGAGUGACCCUUCCCCGUCCCGAUCACCCCGCCCGGUCCACCCGCCAUGAGCUUCUUAGAGGAGGAGGGCAGCUGGAACCUGUCCUUCUCUGGCGCCGGCUACCUGGGCGCCUACCACGUGGGCGCCACCGAAUGCCUGCGCCAGCGCUCCCCGCGCCUCCUCCAGGGCGCCCGCCGCAUCUACGGUUCCUCGUCUGGGGCGCUCAACGCAGUCAGCAUCGUCUGCGGCAAGUCGGUCGACUUCUGCUGCUCCCACCUCCUGGGCAUGGUUGGGCAGGUGGAGCGGCUGAGCCUAAGCAUCCUGCACCCGGCCUACGCGCCCAUCGAGCACAUCAAGCGGCAGCUGCAGGACGCUCUGCCCCCCGACGCCCACGUCCUGGCCUCCCAGCGGCUGGGCAUUUCGCUGACCCGCUGGCCUGACGGACGCAACUUCUUGGUCACUGACUUCGCCACCCGCGAUGAGCUCAUCCAGGCCUUGGUCUGCACCUUAUACGUUCCUUUCUACUGCGGGCUGAUACCCCCCGAGUUCAGAGGGGAGCGCUACAUCGAUGGGGCUCUGAGCAACAACUUGCCCUUUGCGGACUGCCCCUCCACCAUCACGGUGUCGCCCUUCCGUGGGACAGUGGACAUCUGCCCCCAGAGCACCUCCCCCAACCUGCAUGAGCUGAACGUCUUCAACUCCAGCUUCCAAAUCUCCACUGAGAACUUCUUCCUGGGGCUCAUAUGUCUCAUACCCCCCAGCCUCGAGGUAGUGGCUGACAACUGCAGACAAGGCUACCUGGAUGCCCUGAGGUUCCUGGAGAGACGUGGACUCACCAAGGAACCAGUGCUAUGGACGCUGGUGUCUAAGGAACCCCCAGCCCCGGCUGAUGGAAACUGGGAUGCUGGCUGUGACCAACGCCGGAAGGGGGGCCUGUCUCUCAACUGGAAAGUGCCCCAUGUGCAAGUCAAGGAUGUACCCAACUUUGAGCAGCUCUCGCCAGAGCUGGAGGCUGCACUGAAGAAAGCAUGUACGAGGGAUCCCAGCCGGUGGGCCCGCUUCUGGCGCUCGGGGCCUGGACAGGUGCUGACGUACCUGCUGCUACCCUGCACACUGCCCUUCGAGUACAUCUACUUCCGCAGCAGAAGGUUGGUGGUGUGGCUGCCCGAUGUGCCGGCGGACUUGUGGUGGAUGCAGGGCCUGCUGAGGAACAUGGCCCUCGAGGUUUUCUCCAGGACCAAGGCCCAGCUCCUUGGGCCCAUCAGAUUUUUGCUCACGUGGUGCUAAAAUCCAACUGCCUGCGUCUUCCCCAUGGAUCCCAGCUCUGCACCCUGGACCCACAGACUCUGCUUGCUCUGCCUGCCUGGGGAGAGGGGACGAAGGGUGUUGAUCUUCUGAGGUCACUCUUCUCCAUGGUGAGCAGCUCACACCUUACAACCACUCCUCAGGGACAUCGCCAACCCAGUGAUGCUGUUCAGGGAGCUCCAGCCCCAUACCCUGAGUUUGUUCACAACCUUCUGGGAGCAUGGAGUCCAGCAGUGCCCCAGAGGUGAUAUGACCAGUACUGUUUCUAAAUUGUCUUUCACCUCCCACCUCCUGACCACUGCCUCUAUUAAUGUAGCCUCAGAAUGAAUGAGCUUGACCUGGCUUAUAGAGCCAUCAUCUACCAUUGGUGUCAUGCCCUUCCUGGAGCCUAGAGGUGGCCCAGCUGACAGCCUAGGAACCGAGCCAGGUCAGAAUCCCCAGCUUGUUACCAGGAUCCUCCUGACACAGCCCCACAUUAUGGAGCAGAAAAGGGAUCCUGGGCUCUGAAUUCAGGCUGACCUGGGUUUGAGUCCCAUCUCUAGAAGUCAGCAUUGAUGUGACCCAGGGAAAUUCCUCACCUCUCCAGGCCUCAGGCCACUCUUGGAUAGAAUGGAGAUGAUAACACACGCCUCAUGGAAUAUUUACUUGAUAAAAUUAAGUGCUCAUGGCCGGGCACGGUGGCUCACACCUGUAAUCCCAGCACUUUAGGAGGCCAAGGCAGGCAGACCACUUGAGGUCACGAGCUCAAGACCAGCCUGGCCAACAUGGUGAAACCCCGUCUCUAUUAAAAAUACCAAAAUUAUCCAGGCAUGGUGACGGGCACCUGUAGUCCCGGCUACCCAGGGGCCUGAGGUACGAGAAUUUCUUGAACAUGGGAGGCGGAGGUUGCAGCAGGCCGAGAUGGUGCCACUGCGCUCUAGCCUGGGCGACAGAGUGAGACUCUGUCUAAAAAAAAAAAAAAAAUUAAGUGCUUACUGCAGACUACAUCGAACGAUGGAGAUGACUGCUCAGAAAGGGGCAGUGGGGAGUGAAGCUGUGUCAAUUACAUUUCACAGCGUGCUGGGCACCAGACUGGGUGUGUCACCCGCUGGGGGCCUCCUGUGAGCCUCACAUCAGCCCCCGGGUGGAGAGUAGUCCAGGCCAAACACAGAAGAGUUGCCACUGGAGUCCAGACCUGUGUGAUGUCAGAGCUCUCUCUGGCCCCUGUAUCAUGGUCUCCCACCAAGUCUGCUAAAGUUCUGGGUCUUCCACCCUCUUCUUUCCCCUGGUAUCACAGCCAGAAACCUCUCUGAGCCCUGGAGCCCUGGAGCCCUGGAGCAGCCCUGGAGCCCUGGAGCAGCCAUGGCGCCCGUUUGUGGGCCACAUUCCUGGGCCUGCUACGAGCCUCCCUGCCUGGCUUUCUGAGCACCAGUUGUGUGCUGGGUGUUUCCUGCUGCCUGAGGCAGAUCCCUUCCCCAAGGAGCUCCUAUGCCUUUAAUGCUGUCUCCAUGGAGGUAACAGGUAAUGCAACCCUCACAAGUACACAUCACCUUGCAGUUUACAAAGCCCAUCAUCUAAAUCUCACUGCAACCCUGAGAGGUAGGCAUUAUCCUCCCCAUUUUAUGGGUGAGGAAACUAAAGCUCAGAGAGGCAAGUGGCUGAUCUAGAAAUGCCCAAGUCUGUGCUCCGGGCAACAGAAAGAUCCCCGACUAUCACAGCUUCAUUGUGCACCUGCUCUAGGACACUGAGCAAGUCUUUUCCUCGAUCAGCUCCUCAAUUUCUUGUCAUGAAAGUCAAGGGUUGGAAUAGCUGGUUUCUAAAGAGCCUCCAGCUCCUCUCCGAGCCCAUAACACAUGUAAUAAAUGCCACCAUGUCAGGGGAAGGAGAAAUGAUUUCAGGACGGGAUUAGCCACAGAGGAACUAGUUUCUGAACUGGGUCUUUAUGGAUACUAGAAUAUGAGUUGGCAGGGAAGUCGUUCUGGAAGGGAAAGUGCAAGUGCAAAUGUAGGAGGGGGGUGACCCAUAGUAAAUUAAACUGACAAGGAAUCUGAGGCUAAGAGAGCUGAGGUUCCUUGUCUCGGGUUAUACAUUCAAUGGUGAAGUUUGCAUUCAAGCCCAGGGUAGGCUGUGCUUCCGCUGUCUGGAUACUAGAAUUCUGGGUCAAAAUACUGAUGCUGAGGGCUCUUCUGCAGAGAUUCUAAUGUAAUUAAUCUUGACCUAGACCUGUCUUGGCAGGAGUGUGCUUGGGGCCUGUGGUUCCUGAGCACUGGUGUCCUUGGGGACCACCCCAUUGAUAUGACCACCUGCCUGAGCCAGUGCCCUGUGCUUCAGACUUGCUCCAUGUCAUCUGUGGGAAGGGGGCUGCUAUAUGCCCAUCUGUAGCUGGAAUCACGUGAUGCUAGUAAAGUGCUGUCUGCCCUAGCCCUAUGUCCUGGUGUAUUAGUCUGUUCUCAUGCUGUUAUGAACUAUCUGAGACUGGGUAAUUUAUAAAGGAAAGAGGUUGGCCGGUGGUGGUGGCUCACACCUGUAAUCCCAGCAAUUUGGGAUGCUGAGGUGGGUGGAUCACCUGAGGUGAGGAGUUAGAGACCAGCCUGGCCAACAUGAUGAAAUCCUGUCUCUACUUAAAAUAUAAAAAUUAGCUCGGCAUGGUGGUGGGCACCUGUAAUCCUAGCUACUCAGGAGGCUGAGGCAGGAGACUUGCUUGAACCUGGGAGGCAGAGGUUGCAGUGAGCCGAGAUCGCUUCACUGCACCACUCCAGUCUGGGUGACAGAGCAAUUCUUAGUCUCAAAAAAAAAAAAAAAAAACAAAAAAAAACAAAAAAAAGGGAAAGAGGUUUAGUUGACUCACAGUUCUGCAGGGCUGGGGAGGCCUCAGGAAAGUUAUUACAAUUGUGGCGGAAGGGGAAGCAAACAUGUCCUUCUUCACACGGCUUCAGGAAGGAGAAGUGCUGAGCAAAAGGGGGAAAAGCCCCUCACAAAACCAUUAGAUCUCAUGAGAACUCACUCACUAUCAUGAGACAGCAUGGAGGUAACCACUCCCAUGAUUCAAUUACCUCCCACCAGGUACCUCCCAUGACAUGCGUGGAUUAUGGGAACUACAAUUCAAGCUGAGAUUUGGGUGCGGACACAGCCAAACCAUAUCAUUCCACCCCUGGCCCCUCCCAAAUCUCAUGUGCUCACAUUUCAAAACACAAUCAUGCCUUCCCAACAGUCCUCCAAAGUCUUAAUUCAUUCCAGUAUUAACCCAAAAGUCCAAGUGCAAAGUCUCAUCUGAGACAAGGCAAGUCCCUUCCGCCUAUGAGCCUGCAAAAUCAAAAUCAACUUAGUUAUUUCCUAGAUACAACGGGGGUACAGGCAUCGGGUAAAUACAUGCAUUCCAAAUGGGAGAAAUUGGCCAAAACAAAGGGGCUCCAGGCCCCAUGCAGGUCCAAAAUCCAACGGGGCAGUUAUUAAACCUUAAAGUUCCAAAAUGAUCUUCUUUGACUCUAUGCCUCACAUCCAGGGCACACUGAUGCAAGAGGUGGCAGCUUUGCAUCCCAUGGCCUUGGACAGCUCCACCCCUGAGGCUUUGCAGGGUACAGCCCUGCUCCUUGCUGCUUUCAUAGGCUGGUGUUGUGUGUGGCUUUUCCAGGCGUACAGUGCAAGCUAUCGGUGGAUCUACCACUCUGCAGUCUGGAGGAUGGGGCCCUCUUCCUACAGCUGCACUAGGCAGUGCCCCAGUGGAGACUCUGUGUGGGGGCUCUGACCCCACAUUUCCCUACUGCACUGUCCUAGCAGAGGUUCUCCAUGAGGACUCCACCCCUGCAGCAGACUUCUGCCUCAACAUCCAGGCCUUUCCAUACAUCCUCUGAAAUCUAGGUGGAGGUUCUCAAACCUCAAUUCUUAACUUCUGUGCACCAGCAGGCCCAACACCAUGUGGAAGCUGCCAAGGCUUGGGGCUUGCACUCUCUGAAGCAAUGGCGUGAGCUGUACAUUGGCCCCUUUUAGCCACAGCUGGAGUGGCUAGGACUCAGGGCACCAAGUCCCAAGGCUGCACACAGCAGGGGGGCCCUGAACCUGGCCCAGGAAACCAUUUUUCCCUCCUAGGCCUCCGGACCUGUGAUGGGAGGGACUGCCAGGAAGGUCUCUGACAUGUCCUGGAGACAUUUUCCCAUUGUCUUGAUGACUAACAUUUGGCUCCUUGUUACUUUUGCAAAUUUCUGUAGCCAGCUUGAAUUUCUCCCCAGAAAAUGGGGUUUUUCUAUCACAUCAUUAGACUGCAAAUUUUCCAAACUUUUAUGCCCUGCUUCCUCUUGAACACUUUGCUGUUUAGAAAUUUCUUUCACCAGAUACCUUAAAUCAUCUCUCUCAAGUUCAAAAUUCCAUAGAUCUCUAGGGGAGGGGCAAAAUGCCACCAGUCUCUUUGCUAAAGCAUGGCAAGAGUCACCUUUGCUCCAGUUCCCAUGAAGUUUUUCAUCUCCAUCUGAGACCACCUCAGCGUGGAUUUCAUUGUCCAUAUCACCAUCAGCAUUUUGGCCAAAACCAUCCAACAAGUCUCUAGGAAGUUUGAAACUUUCCUACAUAUUCCUGUCUUCUUGGCCCUCCAAACUUCCAACCUCUGCCUAUCACCCAGUUCCAAUGUCUCUUCCACAUUUUUGGGUAUCUUUAUGGCAGCAUCCCACUCUCUGCGGUACCAAUUUACUGUAUUAGUCUGUUCUCACACUGCUAUAAAGAACUACUCAAGACUGGGUAAUUUAUAAAGCAAAGACUCAGUUCAGCAAGGCUAGGGAGGCUUCAGGAAACUUACAAUCAUGGCAGAAGGGGGAGCAAACACAUCCCUCUUUACAUGGAAGCAGGAAGGACAAGUGUGGAGCAAAAGGGGGAAAGCCCCUUAUAAAACCAUCAGAUCUUGUGAAAACUCACUAUCAUGAGAACAGCAGUAUGGGAGUAACUGCUCCCAUGAUUCAAUUACCUCCCACUGGGUCCCUCUCAUGACACUUGGGGAUUAUGGAAACUACAAUUCAAGAUUUGGGUGAGGACACAGCCAAACCUUAUCAUCUGGCUAUACUAGUCAUUCCCAGGCAGAGGCCUCAACUCCUCUGAGCAUAGCAUCCCACCCAUAAAUCUAAUCAUGUACACUAACUGGAUAUUUAGUGAUGUAAGGGAAAAAUCAUUACUUCUUAGAUGUGUUAAUGUAUUGGGAAUAUGUUUUCAAAGAGCUCUUAUCCCUUGGAGAACCAUACUGAAGUAUUUAUGAAUGAAAUUACAUAAUACAUGGGGUUCGCUUCAAAACAAUCUGGAUAUUUGGGAGAUGAUAAAACAUGAAGUGAUAAUAGUUGAUACUGGGUGAUGAGUAUAUAGAACUUCAUUGUCAUUUGAAUGAUGUGUAAAAAAAUAGAAGUUUAUUAUACCAUUCCCUCUAAUUUUGGAUGUGUUGACAUUUCUAUAAUCAACAAGUUCUUAAUCCUAAAAAUUUGAUAGUACAUACAGAUACUUAUCGAUGAAGAGUCAAACGCUGUAAAAUAUUUGAAGUGAUUUAUUCUGUGCCAAAUAUGAGUGAUCAAUGGGCUGUGAUGCAGCCCUUAGGAGAUCCUAAGAACAUGUGCCCAAUGUGGUUGGGCCACAAGUUGGUUUUAUACAUUUUAGGGAGACAUAAGGCAUUAAUCAAGACAAGUAAGAUAUAUAUUGGUCAGGAAAGGCAAGACUAGAAGCGGCUGGGUGGGGGCUUCCAAGUCAGAGGGCAGUUUCAAAGAUUUUCUGACUGGCAAUUUGUUGAAAGAGUUAUUAUCAAUAACAAGGAAUCAAUAGAAAGGAAUAUCUGGGCUAUGGUA